AUGGACGUGGUUAUACCAGUAGCAAUCAAGGAUAAAGUAAAAUUAAAAAAAUGCUUCCAAGGAAUCUUGGAAAAUUCUUUAACACCGAUAAAUAAUGUUUACAUAAUUUCUAAUAAUGAGACCAUAUUAAAAGAUCUUUUAAACAAUUAUACAACCAACGUAAAAAUCAUUUUUAUAUCUGAGACACAUUUUCCUUUUUCUAAAGAGGAUAUAAAAAGGAUUUUACAUUGGAAAAAAUCCAAAUAUAAUCAUGUUACUUGGUAUUAUCAACAACUUUUAAAGUUUUACAUUUUUAGGGUUAUACCUGACCUUUUUGAGAACGCUUUAAUCCUAGAUUCUGAUUUUAUUUUUAAAGAAAAGGUUAGUUUUGUGACAGAUGAUAGUAAAGCCAUAUUAGCAUAUGGUUAUCCUUUUAAAUGGAUUCUUAAUACUACUAAAUACCCUGAAAAUGUUAAUCAUAGUCAUAUUGAUUUUGCAAAAAGAUUAAUACCAACAUGGGAAAUUAUAAACUCUUUUAGUGGUAUGCAUCAUCACUUACUUUUUCAAAAACAUAUUACCGAAUCUCUUUUUAAAUAUGUAGAAACAUAUCACAAGAAGGAUUUUUGGAAAGCUUUUAUGGAUGCAGUUGAUAUAAAUAAAUGGAAUGCUGCUUCUGAAUAUGUUAUAUAUUUUCAUUUUGCCUUAAAAAAUUAUCUGAAUGAUUUAGAAUUAAGACACCUUAGCGCUUAUGAUCUUAUUUAUGAUUCAGAGGAAAACGGUAAUGAUAUUCUACAAAUUUUGGAUCAAUUUGCUCAAUAUAACGAAUAUAAAGCAGUUGGAUUUCAUUCAUUUCUUAAUCUUAAGGAAAGAUUGAAGACGAUGGAUUAUGUAACAGAAUCAUUGCAGAAAAAAAUGUCGAAUGAAAAACCUUUGUGCUUUAUUUUAAAAUUAAGCAAUGGUAUGUUGCAAAUUGCAAGUUAUGGUGAUUUUAAAAAAGAAAAUAAUUUAGACAAUUAUCCGUUUUACUAA
Molecule: messenger RNA, 1008 nt
Organism: Dentiscutata heterogama
Lineage: Eukaryota; Fungi; Glomeromycota; Glomeromycetes; Diversisporales; Gigasporaceae
Source: the annotation of a GenBank genome assembly